Pestalotiopsis fici W106-1 is the source of this 990-nucleotide messenger RNA. RefSeq lists its product as uncharacterized. Bases 1 to 990 code for a protein of 329 amino acids. NCBI's taxonomy places the organism in Eukaryota, Fungi, Ascomycota, Sordariomycetes, Amphisphaeriales, Sporocadaceae. Gene Ontology annotation, molecular function: metal ion transmembrane transporter activity. The record is from RefSeq and is a predicted model, not a curated record. Gene Ontology annotation, biological process: transmembrane transport; metal ion transport. The transcript is spliced from 4 exons. Gene Ontology annotation, cellular component: membrane.
AUGCAGAUCAAUAUUGACCAAGGGUCAGACAAAUGGAUCAUGCUUCAAUUUCCAAGUCAUGAUAGUCAAAAGCAUUUCGGUUUUCCCGGGAUACCAAGGCUUGUUAUUGGAUGGAGAGUCCCGCUGCCAGCCGAGGCAGGCGAAACAAUGCAACCCGAACUGUUCUUGAGCACGUUGCUAGACGUCUGGAUCCCAGAAGAUGAUAUUGAUCUUUUCCAGCAGUUUCUACAAACCCUCAGGGGCAGAUGGUACGAGCUAUGCAAUCUCGUUGAUGAGCGUUUUGUACAAUGUCGAUCCGAUCAACUUCAGGCAGAGGGUAGAAGUCCAGAGAUGAUGCGUCGAUUGGCAAAGGAUGCACAAAGACUAGCAAAUCUACGACUCGCCUUCCGGGGUCACCUUAAAACUUCCCGUGACUACAUCCUUGCCAAAGGAGCAAAUUCAAGACAUAGUGAUUCUGCUCGGGAGCUGUUACUUGAUCUCCAAGAUAAAAUUGGUGGUCGGCUUACUGACCUAGAAUCAACGAUCAAGGAGCUGUUGCAAAUUGAAUUCUCCUGGGCAGCGAUUACUGAAAGCAGAAUCUCAACAAAUCUGGGACAAAAUGUCAUGCUUCUUACAUAUGUAAGCAUUUUCUAUCUGCCUUUGGCAUUUUGCGCAGCACUUUGGGCCAUUCCGAAUCUGUCAGAACGUGCCACGUUGAAUUCCUUCAUCAUCACGUCAGUGGUUGUCGGGGUAGCUACCUUGCUCAUUGCGUUUCAUCUUGAGAACAUUGCGUCGCUAUUUCGAGGGAAAUAUUCUCAAUGGAGAGAAAAGGUCGUGGAGGACAUGCACAAGGAUGUGAGGUGGGAGACUAGGGCAGAUGAGCUGCAAAACUCUCUACAGACACGGAGUUCCCCGUCAGAGUGGCUCCUCGUGAUCUUUUUGCUUUCGCAAUUGAUACGCAAGCUUAAAGGGGAGAGAAACACUCAGAAAGGCCAGCCACAAAGCGUUUGA